AUGUUUGAAUUCAUGCGCAGAAAGAAAGAAAUAUUGGGCCAAAAUAAGGACGGACGGACGGAGGCUGAGACCGAGAAACCCAAAAACAAGGGUCUCUUGCGCCGCGGUUCGUUCAUCCCCACCGUGAAAGCAGAUGGAAGUUCUGCCAAGAGAGCCCGCUAUUUCAGCGGGCCGCCUAAGCCACCAGACGACUUGAGCGACCGUCUCACAGAAAGGCCACCCACACUGCGCACGCGCAGCUCAUCGUGCUCUGCCGUCUCGUCACUGGAUAUUCGAAACCCCUUUCAACAGUACACUGAGGAUUCUGCGAUGACGGCGAGCCAAGUAGCGCUGACGGAGUCAAUGAGCAGUCUCGUCGGACCUUCAAGGGAAAGCGUCCGAUAUGUCGUCAGUCAUGCUCCGGUGCUGGUCAGCCCUCAGGCCGAGCGCGCGGAGAUCUUCUACUCCGAUGACGUCUUGGAAACACCGAACGCGAGUUCGCUGUCAAUCAACCCAUUCGCUGAUGCAAUCCCUCCUGUUGGAGUGACGGACGCUGCAGAAAGAGCUGUGGGCUUCUGGAUCGACGAAAAAUGUUUCGCCAACAAUAUCGCGGUCUGCAUCACGAAAGUCCUGUCACACGCCAACAAAAAGACCGUUGGACUACCUGCAUGUUAA
Postia placenta MAD-698-R-SB12 is the source of this 654-nucleotide messenger RNA. RefSeq lists its product as hypothetical. Lineage: Eukaryota; Fungi; Basidiomycota; Agaricomycetes; Polyporales; Adustoporiaceae. The record is from RefSeq and is a predicted model, not a curated record. The transcript has 5 exons. Bases 1 to 654 code for a protein of 217 amino acids.